Molecule: messenger RNA, 1815 nt
Organism: Oncorhynchus keta (chum salmon)
Lineage: Eukaryota; Metazoa; Chordata; Actinopteri; Salmoniformes; Salmonidae
Exons: 4
Coding region: 1-1815 (604 amino acids)
Molecular function (GO): phospholipid binding
Source: RefSeq, a predicted model, not a curated record
AUGGGUCUCCCGGUGAAGAGUGUGAGUGUUGCAGGCCACAGGCUACAGGUUACAGCCUACAGGCUACAGGCUACAGGCCACAGGCUACAGGUUACAGGCUACAGGCUACAGGCCACAGGCUACAGGCCCACAGGCUACAGGCCACAGGCCACAGGCCACAGGCCACAGGCCACAGGCCACAGGCCACAGGCCACAGGCUACAGGCCACAGGCUACAGGCCACAGGCUACAGGCCACAGGCUACAGGCCACAGGCCACAGGCUACAGGCCACAGGCCACAGGCCACAGGCUACAGGCUAUAGGCUACAGGCCACAGGCUACAGGCUACAGGCCACAGGCUACAGGCCCACAGGCUACAGGCCACAGGCUACAGGCCCACAGGCUACAGGCCACAGGCUACAGGUUACAGGCUACAGGCUACAGGCCACAGGCUACAGGUUACAGGCUACAGGCCACAGGCUACAGGCCACAGGCCACAGGCUACAGGCCACAGGCCACAGGCUCCAGGCUCCAGGCUACAGGCUACAGGCUACAGACCACAGGCCACAGGCUACAGGCCACAGGCCCCAGGCUACAGGCUACAGGCUACAGGCCACAGGCCCACAGGCUACAGGCCACAGGCUACAGGUUACAGGCCACAGGCUACAGGUUACAGGCUACAGGCUACAGGCCACAGGCCACAGGCCACAGGCUACAGGCCACAGGCUACAGGCUACAGGCCACAGGCUACAGGUUACAGGUUACAGGUUACAGGCUACAGGCCACAGGCCACAGGCCACAGGCCUUCCAUUCUGCUUCGUGGUCAUCUGGCUCCUGCAGCAGCUGUUUUAGGUUCUCUAUUGGACCAGUUAGGUUCGCUACUGGAGCAGUUAGGUUCUCUAUUGGACCAGUUAGGUUCUCUAUUGGACCAGUUAGGUUCUCUAUUGGACCAGUUAGGUUCGCUACUGGAGCAGUUAGGUUCUCUAUUGGACAGUUAGGUUCUCUAUUGGACCAGUUAGGUUCGCUACUGGAGCAGUUAGGUUCUCUAUUGGAGCAGUUAGGUUCUCUAUUGGACCAGUUAGGUUCGCUACUGGAGCAGUUAGGUUCUCUACUGGAGCAGUUAGGUUCUCUAUUGGAGCAGUUAGGUUCUCUAUUGGACCAGUUAGGUUCUCUAUUGGACCAGUUAGGUACUCUAUUGGACCAGUUAGGUUCUCUAUUGGACCAGUUAGGUUCUCUAUUGGACCAGUUAGGUUCUCUAUUGGACCAGUUAGGUACUCUAUUGGACCAGUUAGGGUCUCUAUUGGACCAGUUAGGUUCUCUAUUGGACCAGUUAGGUACUCUAUUGGACCAGUUAGGGUCUCUAUUGGACCAGUUAGGUACUCUAUUGGACCAGUUAGGUUCUCUAUUGGACCAGUUAGGUACUCUAUUGGACCAGUUAGGUUCUCUAUUGGACCAGUUAGGUACUCUAUUGGACCAGUUAGGUUCUCUAUUGGACCAGUUAGGUACUCUAUUGGACCAGUUAGGUUCUCUAUUGGACCAGUUAGGUACUCUAUUGGACCAGUUAGGUUCUCUAUUGGACCAGUUAGGUACUCUAUUGGACCAGUUAGGUUCUCUAUUGGACCAGUUAGGUUCUCUAUUGGACCAGUUAGGUACUCUAUUGGACCAGUUAGGGUCUCUAUUGGACCAGUUAGGUUCUCUAUUGGACCAGUUAGGUACUCUAUUGGACCAGUUAGGGUCUCUAUUGGACCAGUUAGGUACUCUAUUGGACCAGUUAGGUUCUCUAUUGGACCAGUUAGGUACUCUAUUGGACCAGUUAGGGUCUCUACUGGAGCAGUAG